Molecule: messenger RNA, 616 nt
Organism: Sphaerodactylus townsendi
Lineage: Eukaryota; Metazoa; Chordata; Lepidosauria; Squamata; Sphaerodactylidae
Gene: EXOSC5
Product: exosome component 5
Exons: 3
Coding region: 51-344 (97 amino acids)
Biological process (GO): U4 snRNA 3'-end processing; rRNA catabolic process; nuclear mRNA surveillance
Cellular component (GO): nuclear exosome (RNase complex); cytoplasmic exosome (RNase complex); nucleolus
Source: RefSeq, a predicted model, not a curated record
CCCCCCCCCCCAUUGCACAGCUGCUAUCAAGCUGUGUGAAUUCUGCUUGUAUGGGCCUCAUGGAUGCAGGGCUGCCCCUGAAUUCCUUGUUCUGCGGCGUGACGUGUGCUUUGGACGCAGAGGGCGUUAUCACUCUCGACCCCACGAUCAAGCAAGAAAAGGAAGCUCGCGCGGUGCUGACCUUUGCUAUAGACAGCCCUGAGAAGAAGGUAUUGAUGUCCAACAUCAAGGGGACAUGCUCUGUGGAAGAGCUCCAGCAAUGCAUCGCAACUUCGCAACGUGCCGCGGACACCAUCUUCCAGUUUUACCGGGAUUCUGCUCACAGGAAGUAUUCCAAGUGGUGACUCCGCCCCCAAAUGGAACAGAAUAAAGACUGGCUGUUAAUGGACACAGGCUGUGCUGGCUGGAUCAUUUCUCUCCUCUGCCUUCUGGCUGGCGCAUCCUUCAUUCCAAAGGUCAAGGAGGUGUGAUUGAAUCGCUGACAAACUACAGGUCGGGAUUGCAAGGUGCUGGAAAUAUGUGUCUGGAAGUAUCCACCAGACCUUCAUUAGAAGAAGCAAGCCUUUAUUGGCAUAGACAACAGUACAACAGUAAUAAAAAAACAAAUUAAAAAGCA